ACAAAUGUAGCACUGGUUGCACCAUUGCUACGUCUGGAGAACAAUCACUGCCAUAUUGAGGAGAGUGAGCAUGUACUAAAGAAGGCACACAAGUACAGUGAGCUCAUAAUACUCUAUGAGAAGAAAGGUCUGCAUGAGAAAGCAUUACAGGUGCUGGUGGAUCAGUCAAAGAAGGCCAACUCGCCUUUGAAGGGUCAUGAGAGGACAGUGCAAUAUCUGCAGCAUUUGGGCACAGAGAACUUGCACUUGGUAUUCUCCUACUCUGUCUGGGUGCUAAGAGAUUUUCCUGAAGAUGGUCUUAAGAUAUUUACAGAAGACCUCCCUGAAGUGGAAGCUUUGCCACGAGACAAAGUGCUCAGUUUCUUGAUAGAAAAUUUUAAAAGCUUGACUAUCCCUUAUCUGGAACACAUAAUUCAUGUCUGGGAGGAAACUGGUGCGGAGUUUCACAACUGUCUAAUCCAGCUGUACUGUGAGAAAGUGCAGGGUUUAAUGAAAGAAUAUCUCAGUUCGUUCCCUGCAGAUAAAACUCCAGUACCUGCUGGGGAGGAAGGAGGAGACUUGGGGGAUUACCGGAAAAAACUUCUGCUUUUUCUGGAGAAGUCUAGCUGCUAUGAGCCUAGUCGACUAAUUAGUGACUUCCCCUUUGAUGGUCUCCUAGAAGAACGUGCUUUGCUCUUGGGUCGUAUGGGGAAGCAUGAGCAAGCUCUGUUUAUUUAUGUUCAUAUUUUGAAGGACACCAACAUGGCUGAAAACUACUGCCAUAAACAUUAUGACAGAAACAAAGAUGGCAACAAAGAUGUCUAUCUGUCACUUCUCCGGAUGUAUCUCUCCCCACCUAGUGUUCAUUGCCUGGGACCAAUCAAAAUGGAAGUGCUGGAGCCUCAAGCCAAUCUGCAGGCUGCUCUGCAGGUUUUAGAACUACAUCACAGCAAACUGGAUACCACCAAGGCGAUAAACCUACUUCCAGCAAAUACACAGAUAAGUGAGAUUAGAAUCUUCCUAGAGAAAGUCCUUGAAGAAAAUGCUCAGAAGAAAAGAUUUAAUCAAGUACUCAAGAAUCUUCUCCAUGCAGAGUUUCUGAGG
Chaetura pelagica (chimney swift) is the source of this 1083-nucleotide messenger RNA. Its product is annotated as vam6/Vps39-like protein. The record is from RefSeq and is a predicted model, not a curated record. The transcript has 10 exons. The annotation marks the transcript as partial. Gene Ontology annotation, cellular component: cytoplasm; membrane. NCBI's taxonomy places the organism in Eukaryota, Metazoa, Chordata, Aves, Apodiformes, Apodidae. Gene Ontology annotation, biological process: autophagy; endosomal vesicle fusion; vesicle-mediated transport.